AUGACGAUGAAAAACUUGAAGAAAUUGAAUCGCCUGGGAUCAAUCAGCAUGGGUUCAUCCAUCUUCGCACUAACUUCGCUGCUUCUUGGCGUACCGUACUUAUUUGUUAUCAUUUGUGAUGUGGAUAUGUUCAUCAACAAGCAGUUUCCUGAAACUGUGGUAAGUAAUUUGUUUUCACAAAAACAAUUGCAAGUUUAAAG
This is a messenger RNA of Strongylus vulgaris, 200 nucleotides long. The record is from the annotation of a GenBank genome assembly. NCBI's taxonomy places the organism in Eukaryota, Metazoa, Nematoda, Chromadorea, Rhabditida, Strongylidae.